Messenger RNA from Trichomonas vaginalis G3, 978 nucleotides. RefSeq names its product protein prenylyltransferase family. The transcript has a single exon. The coding region runs from base 1 to 978 and encodes 325 amino acids. NCBI's taxonomy places the organism in Eukaryota, Parabasalia, Trichomonadida, Trichomonadidae. Gene Ontology annotation, cellular component: cytoplasm. The record is from RefSeq and is a predicted model, not a curated record.
AUGAAUUUGAAUGAUUUCAUUGAUAAUGCAUUAAAAGUUAAAUCUAUUGAAGCAGUUUCUGAUUUUUAUAUACAAGAUAGCAGUGGAAUUGUUGUUUCUGGAGAUGAAAUGGCUAUUUCCAAAACAUUAUUAAAAGAAUUAACACGCUUUUCAAUAGUAAACAUAGAUAGCGAUGCCGACAAAGCAUCAUUAAUCGGAGUCCUAAUAGGAUCACAUGAUGAACGCCCAUUUAUAUAUCGAAGAAAAUUUAAUAAUCAAAACAUUGAAGAAGAACUACACUUUUGCCAAAUUGGUUUAACAGUUAAUCCAAAAUGUCAAGGCGCAUUUACUAGAAUUCGAGAAUUAUUACUAAUAAAUAAAAAUCAAUCACAAAUCACAAAACAUAUCGAAUUUUGCAACUUUUUAACAACAAAACGCGAAAGAAACUAUCUUCUUUGGUCUCAUAGAGUUUGGCUGUAUGAUACAUUCAGUUUAGAAACUGACGAAAUUUCUUGGGUAUCAAAUUGGACAAAAUGUCAUCCUUCAGAUAGUUCUGCAUUUGCCUAUUAUCAACACAUUAUGCCAAAAGAUACAGAAUUUCUCCAAAAAGAAUUAAAACAAAAUACAAUCAACUUAUUCGAAUUUCCAGGACAUGAAAGUCUCUGGAGUUUUAGAAAAUUCCUAUUACAAUCACUUUCAAAAUCAAUUUCAGUACCAAGCGGCUGGAAACACAUUAAUAAUAUUCAUGAAGAUUUAAUUUUACCCGAACAGCUUUUUGGAAGCCAAAUUACAGAUGCUUAUAUAGAGUUAGCUCAGAAAUUUGCUGUAAAAUUGAGUUUAAUUCCAGUAGAAUAUGAUAUUCCAGAAAAAUCAGAAUUUAAUUUAUUGAAUGAAAAUCUAAUUGUUCAAAUUGCAUUAUCCGAUGACUAUCCAACAGAAUUCCAAGCUCAACAAACAGCAGCAAAGCGAUAUUUCCGUUGGAUCCAUGCAAUGUUAUAA